AUCUCCCAGAGAAGACACUUUCUCCCAGAGAAGACACAUUCUCCCAGAGAAGACACUAUCUCCCAGAGAAGACACUAUCUCCCAGAGAAGACACUAUCUCCCAGAGAAGACACUCCAGAACAGAGGAAGAACUCAACAUCGCAGACACUUGUCUCCAACAACACAAAAUGGCUUCUAAAUACAUCACAGAAAUUGCCAUCUCCACUACCCGUGAAAUGGACCAACAGCUUCAUGACCAAGACUAUGACAAGAUAAAUGUCAACCUCAACAAAGGCACUUCAUCCACCACCAGAGUUUACAUCUGGUACAAAAAGGGCAAUGGUAAACCCAUCACCAGAGUCCAGUUUUCAUUCACUGAUGAAAUGAAAGAUGUCCUGAAAAAAGCAGGGUUCACUGAGCUCCCAGAAAACCUCAACCCUGGAACACAAGGAGACGUCAUCCAGCUGUGGUACUCUAGUGGUGCAAGCCCUAAGUAUGACAUUCCCAUUGAAGAUCUCUUCCUCACCACUAAUGAGCAAGAAGAGGCCCACCAAUUCAAGCUUGGCUGGGAAAGGUUACCAUGCAAUCUGAACCGCAGUAACUCAGGAGAUUUCAUCACCCUCUGGUUGAAGAGAAAGAGUAAGACCUACAUCUGUGAUGUUGCUGCCGCCACCUCAUUCCAACAACACAUCAACCUUUUCAACGAGGGCUACAUCCGGCUGGAUGAAGAUCUCAGUAGAGGUUCUGGAGGAAAACCCAUCUACCUCUGGUACCGUCAAUCCACCACAGUGGGCGGCGGGAUCACUGAGAUGAAUGCAUGCAUCAACCGUGAGCAGGAUUCCAUCCCAGAGGAGCGUGGUUUCACCGUGGUGAAUGUUAACCUCAAUGAGGGAACAUGCGGUCAGCCAGUGUAUGUCUGGUUCAAGAAAGAUGGAUCUCUCCCUAUCAAGGCCUUGACCGUUACAUCCAACCCUGAUGUAACUGGCCCUUAUGACGAGGCCGGCUUGAUCCUCAUCGAUAAAAAUCUGAAUGCUGGCAACAGUGGUGUGCCCCUCUACCUCUGGUAUGGCAAAUAAAAACCUGAGUUGGAGAGGUAGAAUCAGCCCCAAAAUUUGGCCAGAUAUUAGCUUUUUGCAUGGCAAUAUAUCAGUUUAAUUUUUAAAUAUUUUUCUGAUACUCAAUGUUAUCUUUUAUGUAAUAAAGUCACUGUCAGAGAUAAUUUAGAAAGUUUUCUUUAAUGUUGUUUUCAAUCAAUUGACAAUUGAAUUAUAUAAAUGAUAUUUUAGCAGCAGUUUAAGUCUUCUGAAUAUACCAAGGGGUUGUAAGGUUUUAUAUUGCAUUGUGUUAGUCAGAUAUUAUUUUGAAAUACCUGAGUAAAGUAAUACAAUUAAAAUGAUUCCUGUGUAACACUGAUCAUUCUGUUAAUCAAUAAAGAAAGCAUAGCAAAUGAGAACAUUGUACCUUUUAAUUCAUCAAAUGCUUGACCUUAGCACAAAGUCCUGAUAACACCUACUGUACAUUACCAUUUAUAUUAUAAUGACCAGGACCAUGGGAGAGUACAAAGCUCACAAAUGCACACUAAGGUUAAAAAUGUAAAAAUCUGAUAAAUAACAUAACUAAAGAUUUGUUUCACUGAGAACUCACAUUUGACAGUUUGGGUGCCUUGCAGAUUGUAGGAUAUGUUUUCUUUGACUUGAUCAUCCAGUCUUCUAUCUAUAUGAUUUGUUUCGGCUCUCAAUGCAAUAUUUCCGUGGUGCAAAACAGCACAGAUUUGAGAAAAAUUAAAAUACAAUCAGCGUGAUUAACUUUGAAACGUUUUUAACAAUGUGGGUUAAAUCUGUAGUUUAAAAAAAGGAGUAGCCCCCCUGCCACUGAUUUGGUGACCAGCUGAGGGAUGGGGCUGGAGAAAUGGAACCACUCAAAUGCAUAGAUAGAGCUGUGGAUGUGAGGACUGACCAUCCAUGAUAUCAACAUUAGUUUUAACCAUGUUUUGAGGUCGUACAGUGUUUGUUUACAAUUACAUC
Messenger RNA from Oncorhynchus mykiss (rainbow trout), 2003 nucleotides. RefSeq lists its product as uncharacterized. NCBI's taxonomy places the organism in Eukaryota, Metazoa, Chordata, Actinopteri, Salmoniformes, Salmonidae. The record is from RefSeq and is a predicted model, not a curated record.